AUGCUGACCGCUAGAGGAGUGGUUGUUGAUUGGGAAUGCUUCAGGAGGGUGUUCUUGGAGAAGUACUUCCCCGAGAGCGUGAGACAUGCCAAGGAAGCUGAGUUCAUGCGGUUGCACCUGGGAGGGAUGACACUGAAGAGGGUGGUGAUGCCUAUGGCUAUCACUGAGUUUCCGACCUUAGUGAAGAAGGGGAAGGUUGUUGAGCGGUUGGAAGGUCGCAACCGUGUGACUAAGACUGCUGAGGGACCAUCUGGAGGAGGGAGACAGGGUGGAGGUGCCACUCUUAGAUGUUACAGGUGUGCUAGACCCCAUUUGGUGAGGGAUUGUCCACACACUAAGACCUGGUGUUUCAAGUGCCAUCAGAUGGGUCAUGAGUCGACCCACUGUCCCACCAGAAAUGGACCAGAGAGGGGUGAUGCUCAGAAGAGUGGUGCUCAGAGGAGUGGUGCUCAGAGAGGCGAUGCUCAAAGGGGUGACAGAUCCACUACUACUGGCAGAGUAUUCGCUUUGGCUGGGGCUGAAGCUUCUACUUACUCAGAUCUUUUGAAGGGGAAGGGUAGAGCUGCUGGUAAGGAUGUGAUGAUUCUUUUCGACUCUGGUGCUUCUCAUUCGUUUAUAUCUUAUGCUUGUGCUGCUAUAUUGGGUGUGCCGGUGCGGAUUGUGGUGUUGGAAGCUAGUGAAGUCUCCUUCUCCGUUCUGAUUCUCCACUCGUUCUUCUUCUCCUUUUCUUCUCCGUUGAGCUUGUCUCCUUCCCGGAAGCUCGGAUCUUCGUACCUAGGUUUUGGGCAAGAUUUUCGAACUUGGUGA
Molecule: messenger RNA, 807 nt
Organism: Cajanus cajan (pigeon pea)
Lineage: Eukaryota; Viridiplantae; Streptophyta; Magnoliopsida; Fabales; Fabaceae
Source: RefSeq, a predicted model, not a curated record